Molecule: messenger RNA, 4375 nt
Organism: Coregonus sp. 'balchen'
Lineage: Eukaryota; Metazoa; Chordata; Actinopteri; Salmoniformes; Salmonidae
Source: the annotation of a GenBank genome assembly
AUGUGCCAGGUUGAUGAAGAAUACAAUGGACAGCUAGAACACAGAGUGACCCCACGGUAAACUAUUUGCCCAUUUAACAGCUAGAUUACCCAGUUGCUUUAGCUGCAGUCAAGCUAAUGUCCACGUGUAACUGAGUUCAGCUCGCUAGCUAACGUUUAGUUUAGCUACUUAUAAUUUUAUCUGCUGUAGCAACUGCUUCCAUCCACUCACAAUACAUUUUUGAUCGCAGGGUCUCCAAGAAAUGUGUCAAAUGCAAAGAAAAUACAGCUGUAUUGAUCAUCCGAGCUGGAGAUGCCUUUUGCAGGUAACGUUAAUUGAACAGCGUUUUGUAAUUAAACAGGAGAGGGUUGUCAUCGCAAACUAGAUGUAUUUGUCUCAAGAACUGACCCCACAGAAUUUACAGCAAAAAUUAGAAAGUGGUAAUUUAUACUUAGUUGUGCAUUUUUUGCUAUCAUUGUCAGCACAUAUGCUCUUUGUAGUUAAUAAUGAAAAGUAAUGUAUUUAUUUGGGUAUGUCUUCUGGCCAGGGGCUGCUUCAAGGAGUACUUCAUACACAAGUUCCGGGCCAUGCUGGGAAAGAACCGGGUCAUAUUCCCUGGAGAGAAGGUAUUGAAUAUCCAUCUAUAGCAUUUUUGUAAGGUCUUACAUAAAUCAAACAACUGAAUUGGCAUUGUUUCUCUGUUGUAGGUUCUUCUUGCAGUGUCUGGAGGGCCAGCCUCUAGCUCCAUGCUGUCACAGGUUCAAGAGGUAGUUGGGUCAAUGUUUUUCUAGAUGUGUAGUCACACUGUAUGUUGCAAUUACUGAAAUAUCACAGGGAUGACAUUUUAGAUGUAACACAUUGACAGUUUCUUCAAAUUAUUAAGGGUUUCAAACUGUCUUUGUUUUGUUUUUCUGAAUGAAAAUGAACCUUUUUCCUCUCUCAGGGUUUGAGUCGAGACGCACCGAAGAAGUUGAGAUUUGUCCCCGGAAUUAUCUACAUAGAUGGUAAUGCACAGAUGAUCAUCGCUGCUCUUUGGCGCAAAAAAAGUUUUUUUUUGUCAAAUAACAGCUUGUUCUGGCCCAUUAGACUUGCUCAUGUGUGAUGAUUGUCUAUUGCUGUGUCUUGACAGAGGGCGGUGCCUGUGGUCAAAGCAUGGAAGAGCGGGAGAGGGCAGUGGCUCAACUGGAGUCUGUUUUCAGAGGCCACUAAUUACCAUUACCACAUAGUCCACCUGGAGCAGGUGAGCUGGGUCAGAAAAAUGUUGUUUGUAAUUCUUUCUGGGAUGUGAGACUGAGGUUUGAUCAUUGGAAUUAAAUAUGUAUUAUAGCUUGUCACUGUUUAGAAUAUAUGGUUGCAUCAUCUACUCUUACAGUUGCAUCAUCAUGUCUAUUGUCUUUUGCUUUCCAUGGUGUUUCAGGUACUCAGUCUCCCCAGCUCAGUGCUAGAGGCAGGAUCCUCGGCCACAGAAAAACCUCAGACUGGGUCGAGUUAUAAAGCUGCUGUGGACCAAUUCAUCCAUACCAGGAAGAACCAGAACCAGCACCCAGACCUCUCUGUGGAGAAUACCCAGAGUCACCUGUCCAGUCAGAGCAUGCAGGAGGUCCAGAAUGGAAUAACCAGCCCCAUCACCCCUGAACACAGCCAAGCCCUUCAGAGACUGUUUGCCUCUGUGAGAACACUGACAGCCAAAGAGGAUUUGCUACAUACACUGAGGUGAGAGAUUAGACUGUAUCUCCGAGACAUGCCAUUCAAUUAUCAGAGCAUAUGGGGGAUGAAAAUGUCUGAAAUGCUUCUGAAGGUCUAGUUUGUGUAAAGGCCAUUUGACUAAUGAGGUGUAAUGCGUUGCUUUGUCCAGGCAGCACCUGAUUCUCCACACAGCGAGGACGCAGGGCUACACCAAGGUGAUGAUGGGGGACAGCUGCUCCCGCCUGGCCAUCAAACUGCUCAGCAACAUCUCUCUGGGGCGAGGGGCAUCGCUGGCCACGGACACGGUGAGGAAAAAGACCCACCUCUUUCAGCUCAGUGGAAUAGUGAACAUUAUGUUUAUGCCCUUCUAUCGCAAUAUUUAAAGUACCGUUCGUAGCAUCACUGCAGCAUUAGCCCACAUAGGCACACAUUGUGUAUUGAGCUCUGACAGCAGCAGCUGUGUCAUUUAGAAAUGUUGCUGUGUUCACAGGGCUUCUCAGAUCCUCGCUACGGAGACGUGGUCAUUGUCAGACCCAUGAGGGACUACUCCUCUAAAGAAAUAGCAUAUUACAACAGAAUGUUUGACAUCCCCUCAGUCUUCAUCCCUGGCCUGGACACUAAGGUGAGUCGGCUGUGCUCUGAUUACUAUCAUUGUUAUGUAGUGUGGCGCUGUGUGCCAAGUCAGUAUUUUCAAGUUUUCUUCCUUCACCGCCUCUUCCAGGCACAAGACAAGGCCAGCAUCCAGCGCCUGACAGAGAGCUUUGUCACCAAACUCCAGACUGACUUCCCCUCUACUGUCAGCACAAUCUACAGGUGAGGAUGGGUAGCACAAGGAGGCACACUAGGAACCACUUGUAAGAAUGACUUCUAUAUGGUGCAGUAUUUGUAAAGAAAAUAGUGGUUGAAGGGGGAUUUUGUUAAAAGGAUACUAUAUCAAUCUUAAAUUAGCCUGUUAUGUAUCUAGACUAGUGUUAAGAUAUCUGUUGAUAAUGUCUUUUUGAGGAUUUUGGUAAUGAACACCUGUGUUGAUGGUUGUCCUCCAGGACCAGUGAGAAGCUCCACACAGCAUGUCCCUCAAAGAACACCAACACACAACCCUCUGUUAAGUGCCUACUGUGUGUCUGUGCCUUGGACACUAAACUAGGUGAGUCACACUGCCAAUGUACUGUACUCACUAAAUAAAAAUACGGCAUUUUGUACUGAAAGUAGUUUUUUUUGUUUUUCGUAGUCACAGAAAUAUCUCAUCUCUACCUCUCUCUCUCUGCCUCCCCCUGUUCUGUAGAGGAAUUCUCUGCCUACCAGGCCACACUGAUCUCAGAGCAGCUGUCUCAGAGGCGGGGCCCAGGCCCUGGGUUCACCCCUGGUACAGCAGCAGCUCCAGGGCCGCCUCCAGCCUCCUCGGCAGGCCAGGGCCAGUGCUGCUCCACUGGAGGGGGCCAGAGUCAGGGCUGUGGGACUGGAGAGGGGGGCUGCUGCUCCUCUGCUAAGUCAGUAGGCAUUUAUGUCUCCAAUGUUUGCAUUACAGUACAGCUGGAUUGUGUACACUGAGUGUACAAAACAUUAAGAACACCUUCCUAAUAUUGAGUUGCAGCCACACCCCUUUUGCCCUCAGAACAAUUCGUCGGGGCAUGGACUCUACAAGGUGUUGAAAGCUUUCCACAGGGAUGCUGGCCCAUGUUGACUCCAAUGCUUCCCACUGUUGGCAAGUUGGCUGGAUGUCCUUUGGGUGGUGGACCAUUCUUGAUACACACGGGAAUCUGUUGAGCGUGGAAAAACCCAUCAGCGUUGCAGAUCGACACAAACCGGUGCGCCUGUCACCUACUACCAUACCCCGUUCCAAGGCACUUCAAUAUUUUGUCUUGCCCAUUCACCGUCUGAAUGGCACACAUACACAACCCAUGUCUCAAUUGUCUCAAGGCUUAAAAAUCUUUAACCUGUCUCCUCCCCUUAAUCUACACGGAUUUAAGUGGAUUUAAGAAGUGACAUCAAUAAGGGGUCAUAGCUUUCACCUGGAUUCACCUGGUCAGUCAGUCAUGGAAAGAGAAGUUGUUCUUAAUCUUUUGUACACUCAGUGUAUAUUCACACGUUUACAUUUAGGGUGAAGUGCCAAGCAACUUGAGGUUGCUUGUACAAUAAGAGGCUGUGUUUAUUUUGCGAUGUUGAUGCUAUUGAAUUAAUACAAUACUGUGUGUUCUUUCAGGGAACCAGAGAUAGUGGAUCUUAAAAGCCUGUUGUGUUACAGUUGUAGACUGACCAUCAAAGACAUGGUAAGUGAAAGGACAUCUAUCACUUCACAUUACUCCUAAACAUCAACAAGAUCAUCUUUACAAAGACUACAGCAGGACAAUGUCCAAUGUGAACAAUUGCCUUUGUUUAACCAUGGCCUUUCUCUGUUCUACAGACUGCAGAAGAUGCCCUUCCCCAGUACAUACUGUCAGAGGCUGAGAGGAGGAAGAGAAGGUGAGAUUUACACUACAUUCUUUACUCAAAAACAGGAAAUACUUGUGAAAUAGGUAUUUUAAUUUGCCCAUAAUGGCUGCACAGAAUAUUGAGUUAUUACCAGUAGAAUUGCACUUAGCAUAUCCUUAUAUUUACCUUGUUACUCCUCUUUAUGGACUUGUCUAGGUCUCAGAUGAGGGAGGAGAUCAGUGAGUUCCUGCUAGAUGAGGAAGAAGAUGAAGCCAUCCUGAGGGUCAAUGGGUCCUUGUGA